This is a messenger RNA of Miniopterus natalensis, 519 nucleotides long. The record is from RefSeq and is a predicted model, not a curated record. Lineage: Eukaryota; Metazoa; Chordata; Mammalia; Chiroptera; Miniopteridae.
AUGGAUUUUCCACGAAGCCAGCCUACGUGUCUGCUCCUGGCUCCUCUUGCAUUAGCUCUGGGCUCCAUGGCGCUCUGGUUGACCUUGGUCGUUGUUCUCACCUGCUGCAGCGGUUUCGCCUCCCCAGGCCCGGUGCGCCCCCUCACGGCCCUCAAGGAGCUCAUUGAGGAGCUGGACAACAUCACCCAGAAGGUGAGUGCCCCCCUCUGCAAUGGCAGCAUGGUGUGGAGUGUCAACCUGACAGCUAGCCCGUACUGCGCAGCCCUGUACUCACUGAUGAACAUCUCUGACUGCCGUGCCAUCCAAAAAACCCAGAGGCUGCUGAACACACUCUGCCAGCAGACGACUUCAGCCGGGGUAAGGCCCUUGCCCCACACCCUUCCCUGCACCACUCCUGCCAGCCCUGGACUCCAGGUCUCCAGCCAGCCUGUCCGAGACACCAAGGUCGAAGUGAUCCACUUUGCCAAAAGCCUCCUCCAGCAGUUAAGGAAAGCUUAUCGCCACGGAAAGUUCAACUGA